Molecule: messenger RNA, 522 nt
Organism: Magallana angulata
Lineage: Eukaryota; Metazoa; Mollusca; Bivalvia; Ostreida; Ostreidae
Exons: 8
Coding region: 1-522 (173 amino acids)
Source: RefSeq, a predicted model, not a curated record
AUGGACAAGACUGACAUUACAGAGGAGAUGGAAAAGCGGCCACAAGAAAUAAUGCGAUGGUUCUCGCCUAAAACGCAAAAGAUACUUGUACGUCUUCAGGAAGAUUUCGGGAAUCCCCGUCAACCAGCGACUGAUUAUUCUCAGUAUCAGGAUCAUUAUAGCUACACAAUUUUGAGAUACGGAAAAGACUAUGACGCCCAGCGAGCAUUGCGAAUUAGGAAGAUUCAUGCAUUCUUCCACCGCCAUAAAAUUACAGUGGCUGGCGCGGAACACAUGAGCCUAGAGAAGCUUGAAAUGAAAUAUCAGCUGGCAAAGCUAUUCAUGUAUGGGAGACUUGUACAAGAAAUAUUCAUGGCUAUGGAAAGGGAAGAAGGGAAGUCAACAUGUAUCAUUACAGAGAUUACAGAUGACAAGGAUACCCCGUGGUAUUAUCGGCUAAUUCCGUGCUGCGCAGGUACCCAGAAACCAAAGGUAAAGAAACCAAAAAGAAAAAAAAAGCACUGGAGGAUCCGGACUGUUUGA